Messenger RNA from Dinoponera quadriceps, 2608 nucleotides. RefSeq names its product protein FAM188A homolog. The transcript is spliced from 5 exons. Gene Ontology annotation, biological process: protein K48-linked deubiquitination. NCBI's taxonomy places the organism in Eukaryota, Metazoa, Arthropoda, Insecta, Hymenoptera, Formicidae. Gene Ontology annotation, molecular function: calcium ion binding; cysteine-type deubiquitinase activity; K48-linked deubiquitinase activity. The record is from RefSeq and is a predicted model, not a curated record. Bases 265 to 1644 code for a protein of 459 amino acids.
AUAUAUCGAUUGUCCGCGUGGAAAGCCGAAUCUCACUCGGAUUCACACUCUCGAGCAUAUUUCACAAAGAAGAAAAGGACCAAAAUGGCGCCGCACUUGGCAGUUGUCUGUUGUACAAAAUAGGUUAUCGGGGUGUGCUGCAUGUUUCUGGUAUCGCGUGAGAUUUAACGAGAAACCCUAGGAAAUAUUAUGGUCUACUCUAGAUAAAAUUCGUGUGCACGGUGCGUUGUAAUCUCCCGUACAUUGAGUGCAUUCCCAGGGAUAAUGGCCGAAAAUGUUAUCACAAGCAACGACGAGCUCCUGAAAAACAUCAAGACACUGCUUUGGGGUUCGACGGUCAAAGAGGACGUCUUCAAGCGAUGGGCGCAAGGCUUUUCCUUCAGCGUGGACGAACCCACUGCGCUUGUACAAAGAGAAGGAGGGCCUUGUGCCGUGAUAGCCCCGGUUCAGGCAUUUAUUUUGAAGCAGUUGUUACCGGAGGGCGAUGUCGUGACUUGGAAGGCCAUCGAGGUUGACAAGUGUGAUCAGUUACUUGUAAAAGCAAUGGUUGAAAUUAUUAGUCAAGCCGCCGAUACCCAGGAUCCUAAGUAUUCAGUAGUGUACACUAAUCACUCGAACGUCUGUGCGUCUAGUAAAGAAGCUUCUGAUCCUAAAUCCGCGGAAUCUAUGGUGAAUUCGGCUGAGGAUACUAGCGAAAGUAGCCAAACUAGCAAAACGCAAGUCACAGAACAAACGCCGUUAGAAUCGGAGGUUUUUCAUUCUCAGCUGAGGAUACUCACCACAAAUAGCAUCGACGAUGUGGAGAACUUGUUUACGGAGCAAAUCGGAAUGUUGAAAGAUCAAUACGGUGUAUUACUGCUACUCUACACUGUCAUAUGUACAAAGGGGAUUUCAGGAAUAUGCUCGGAAAUGUCAGAUCCCACGGAACCCAUGAUCGAUUCCACUUACGGAUACGGCAGCCAGAGUUUGAUCAAUCUGAUGCUGACUGGUCGAGCAGUUAGUCACGUUUGGGAUCACGAUCAAGAUAUCGGCGGGCUAAAAUUACGUGGCAUAGAUAAACAGAAUACGGUGGGAUUCCUGGCUCUCCUGGAGCACUUACGAUACUGCGAAGUGGGAACAUUUCUGAAGUCGCCGUCGCACUCUAUCUGGGUGCUGGGGUCGGAAACGCAUUUAACUGUGCUCUUCUCCACCGAGAAGCGGUUAGUAAGCCCGGAGACACCGGCGGAACAAGCACGAAGAAUCUUCAAACGCUUCGAUCCGGAAGGAAACAACUUUAUCUCGGCGAAUUUACUGCAGGACGUGUUGGCAGAAUUAGGAUUGGUGGCCGAUGCGGAAUACGUCGACAUUAUGAGGAAGAAGCUGGACAAUGAGAAUCUGGGGAUAAUACUUCUCGCAUCGUUCAUGGAUGAGUUUUUCCCCGAGGAACGUUGCAUGUGUCCGGAUACGUUUGUCCUUUAUCACUACAACGGUCUGCAACGCAGCAAUCCGGAGAAUAGAGUGAAGUAUCACAAGGGACAGGCGGUGCUGCUUGAGUGCACUGUGAAGUGUAUCAUGGAUAGUAAUCCUAUGCUGACAGUCCUGCAGACAAAGUGGCCAAGGAUUGAGAUACAGUGGGACAUAGAACGAAAUCCUAGUUUAAAUUAGAAUUCACAAACUAUAAUAAUAUAACGGACGACGUAGAGUGACCUGAGCGAGCGCUUCUAUAUAGGAUAUCGUUGAGAAUUACCACUUCAAAACCGUAGUCUAGUCAAAUCGGCCAUCUUCUGAUUCGGAUCAGCGACAAACACAAUGAUAUCGAGUAAAUAUACCUGCCAAUAAGCAACAAUUAAUUAUUUUCACGGAAAUAUCUAGCGAUUCGUAAUGCAUAACGCAUAACUGUUGAAGACUAAAUGUAUCCUAUGUCUGAAUAUCGUAUCGUAUCGGGCUUGUUUCCCCUCCGCAGGAGAGCAGGUCGAUUCCCAUCUCACCCCCCCCCCCUUUUUUUUACACAAACUGUAAGAUUUGAUUGUAUGCAACGGAAUAUCUAUCGUUUUCUGAACGCUUCGUAAAAAUCCCUCGGCACGGUAGAAUUUGACGGUGGUCGAUUGUAAGUAACUUAAAAUUAACGCAAAAUCCCCCGACGUGGAUUUUAUUUACUUAAUGGUGCCGUUUCUACUUCGUAAUGAGAUCUCCCGUUGCAUUACGGCGGAAGGAUCCAGACUUCAUCAGGCGAACUUACUUGUAUAUGUUAUAUGGUGAACAUUAAGGUCUUACUAAAACAUUACAGGACACUGUUAUUUUAAAACUAUACGUGUAUUGUUAUUUCGCAACUCUCGUCGAGUAGCUCUAACUACGCUUAACGAAACAUGACGGUAAAAAUAAUCAAGGUCGAGAGCAAAGGAUUCUUAACAAAAGCGCUUUUUCAAUUAUUGAAGAUUUUAACCGUAUCUUUCGUCCGAUUACUAGAAUAUAUUCAAAGACAGAGCUAUAUAAAUUUGCUGAAAACUAAUAUGUGCGAAAUAAACUAUAAGUUCUCUAUCAGAAAGUGGAUACUUUUUGCCAAAUAAAUUUAAUAAUUAUUUGGUCAAUAUUUAUCUUCUAUUAUUGCAGAAGCAAAAAAUUCCCCACA